This is a messenger RNA of Anas platyrhynchos (mallard), 7313 nucleotides long. The record is from RefSeq and is a predicted model, not a curated record. Lineage: Eukaryota; Metazoa; Chordata; Aves; Anseriformes; Anatidae.
UCAUCCCAUCGGGCCCAGGCAGGAUUUAAGCUGGGGAGCCCACCUGCAGGGUUUGGCCUCCUCACGAGUGGGGGCAAAACUGAGUGGGGGCACAAGGCAGGCUCCUUGGAAAUUGAGGAAUGCAAUUCUGCCACCAUGAUGGAAGGAUUGAAAAAACGCACAAGGAAGGCCUUUGGUAUACGCAAGAAAGAAAAGGACACCGAUUCCACGGGGUCGCCGGACAGGGACGGCAUCCCUCUCAGCCCUCAUCCCACUGAGCCACCUUGCCAUAGCAAACCCGACAGCGUGCGGGAAGGAGGAAGAAAAAACUCGAAGAAAAGUAAUGGAGCCCCCAAUGGAUUUUAUGCGGAGAUCGACUGGGACAGAUAUAACUCCCCGGAGCUGGACGAGGAGGGGUACAGCAUCCGGCCCGAGGAGCCAGGCUCCACCAGAGGAAAGCACUUCUACUCCUCCAGCGAGUCCGAGGAGGAGGAGGAGGCCCACAAGAAAUUCAACAUCAAGAUCAAGCCGCUGCAGGCUAAAGACAUCCUGAAGAGCGCGGCGACGGUGGACGAGCUGAAGGCGUCCGUAGGCAACAUCGCACUUUCUCCAUCCCCUGUGAGGAAAAGCCCGCGGCGCAGCCCGGGGACGAUUAAGAGGAAUUUAUCCAGUGAGGAGAUCGCACGGCCCCGGCGCUCCACGCCCACGCCGGACCCCAGCAGCAGGAAGCCCCCUGAGGACCCCGCUGCCCUGGCACCGCUCUUCGGGCCCCCGCUGGAGUCGGCGUUCGAGGAGCAGAAGCUGGAUGCUCCUCUGGACCAGCCCGAGAUCUGGGGCUCCAUCCAGCCCCCCAACAGCGCCGACUCCCCGAAGCUGCCGAGACCUUUUCCAACUGGAACACCGCCGCCGCUGCCGCCCAAGAACGUCCCGGCCACGCCGCCCCGCACCGGCUCGCCCCUGACGGUGGCCCCAGGGAGCGAGCAGCCAGCCGCCGAGGCCAAAAGUGACAAAGUGCCGUCGCUCAAUGACUUGGACAGCAUUUUUGGCCCCGUGCUGUCCCCCAAGUCCGUGGCCGUGCACACGGGGGACAAGUGGGUCAAUUUUUCCGAUCCCUCCCCGGAAAACGUGACGGUGGCGCCGAGGCCCCGCGAGAAGGCGGCGGUGGCAUCGUCCCCUCCGGUGGGGGCAGCGGGCAGCCCGGUGGCCGAAGCCCCCCCGCGCCCUCCGUCCCCGCUGCGCCUGGAGGAGCUCCAGAAGAAGGCUUUGGAGCAGCCAAAAGAGGAGAACGCGGAGCCGGCCGCUGCCUCCCCCAAGGAUUUUGGGCCGGGACAGAGAGCGACCCCGCCGCCCCCCCCACCGCCCACCUACCGCACGGUGGUCUCGUCCCCCGGACCGGGCGCCAGCAGCGGCGCGGGAAGCCCCAGCGGUUCCUCGUCCCCGGCUCGCCCCGGCACGCCGCUGGCCGCCUGUGGCACCCCGCCGCCCCCACCGCCGCGGCCCCCCUCCCGGCCCAAGCUGCCCCCCGGCAAGCCCGCCGUCGCCGACCUGUCCAGGCCUUUUAGCCCUCCUAUUCACUCAUCCAGUCCUCCUCCGAUAGCACCUUUAGCCCGUGCUGAAAGUACUUCUUCCAUAUCCUCCACCAAUUCCCUGAGUGCAGCCACCACUCCCACAGUUGAGAAUGAACAGCCUUCCCUCGUUUGGUUUGACAGAGGAAAGUUUUAUUUGACUUUCGAAGGCUCCUCGCGGGGCCCCAGCCCGCUCACCAUGGGGGCUCAGGACACCCUGCCCGUCGCCGCCGCCUUCACCGAAACCGUCAACGCGUACUUCAAAGGGGCCGACCCCAGCAAGUGCAUCGUGAAGAUCACGGGGGAGAUGGUGCUGUCGUUUCCAGCGGGCAUCACCCGACACUUUGCCAACAACCCCGCUCCGGCGGUGCUCACCUUCCGCGUGCUGAACUACAACCGGCUGGAGCACGUCCUGCCAAACCCCCAGCUCCUCUGCUGUGACAGUACGCAGAGCGACGCCAGCACGAAGGAGUUCUGGGUCAACAUGCCAAACCUGAUGACGCACCUGAAGAAGGUCUCGGAGCAGAAACCACAAGCCACCUACUACAACGUGGACAUGCUCAAGUACCAGGUAUCUGCCCAGGGUAUUCAGUCUACUCCAUUAAACCUUGCAGUGAGCUGGCGGUGUGACCCUGCAAGCACUGACCUCCGCAUCGACUACAAAUACAAUACAGAGGCAAUGACCACACCGGUAGCUCUAAACAACGUCCAGUUCCUCGUCCCCGUCGACGGAGGAGUAACCAAGCUGCAAGCCGUGCUUCCACCCGCUGUCUGGAACGCUGAGCAGCAGAGGAUAUUGUGGAAGAUCCCCGAUAUCUCUCAGAAGUCAGAAAAUGGAGGCGUGGGCUCUCUGCUGGCCCGCUUCCAGCUGUCGGAGGGGCCGAGCGUCCCGGCCCCGCUGGCCGUGCAGUUCACCAGCGAGGGCAGCACGCUCUCCAGCUGCGACAUCGAGCUCGUCGGCGCCGGCUACCGCUUCUCCCUCAUCAAGAAGAGGUUCGCGGCAGGUAAAUACUUGGCCGAUAACUGAAGGAAGCUUAUGCAAGUCUGUGGAAAAUAACACAGAAAAUAACCAAGGACUGCUCUGCGUGGAACGGGUUUUAAUUGCAGUUUAAGGAAAAUGAACUAAAUCCUGCACUCGGGACGUUUCUGUUGGAAGUGUCAACAACUUUCAGCGUUUUUUUUUUCCCCUCGGAAAACACCGUCUUGACCAGUCCUACAGUAUUUACUUCUAGAUGUAACAUUGUUAAUGGUUUUAAAAUGUAAUUAUUGUAUUUGUAAAUUGUACUCAUUCCAGUAAGGCUGUAUUUUGGCAGUUAGACACUUGAGUUUUAGCAUUUUACCAUUCAUGAAAUGGAUGUAAUUUAAACUGUGGUAUAUAAAUUUAAUAGUAGUACUGUCGAAUGGCACAAUGCUUACAGAGGUAGAUUACAUUUUGUCAAUAUAUACGAUUUAAAUUCCAUACUGAUAGCUGUUAUCAAGGGGGUGCCUCACAGAGAGAGAGCUAAGCAGAGCCCACGUGCUGGUUUACUUUUUCUUCAGUCCCUUGUAUGGCCGACGGAGAUGAAUUAAAAGCUCAACCUUUGGGUUUAGCUGGUCCAACUCCAGAACCACAUUUCCGUGAAGGUGGAGGCUCCUCGUGCAGCCUCCCAGAAAAAAGAAGGGAAAAUGCCACUUCUGUACAGAGCGUUUCCUUCAAACCUCCCUUGCCAGACAGCUCCGGGAGCGAGCCCGCGUCCCCCGGGCCCCGCAGGCCCCAUGUCAGGGAUCUGGGGAUGUGCAGCCCCUGUGCCCUUCCAUUUCACCAAUUAGGCAGGCAAAAAAUACAUAUUAAUAUACAAAUAUUGAAAAAAAACUAACGCAGCUCGAGCCAAAAGCACCUGGCGCUGGGAUCAGCAUUCGCAUGGCCUGGAGAUGUUUGCGUCCUGGGGCGGCUCUAGGUCGGGGUGUGUGUGGUGGGACGGGUGCCCAGGAGAAGUGCAAACCCAGAAGGUAAAGCACAAGUUUUUGAGAGCAAACUCGCCGGUAUUCCCAGAUGGAGCACUCAGGCCAUUUAGUUAUUUCCCCCCCCCCCGAAAUGGAAAUAUGUAUAAACUGUGCAGCCCACCCCCUUCAGACACAGGGCGAAAUCUAAGAAUCAGUUUCCGCGUAAUUGGUUCAUGCUGUGUACAAAUGUUAUAAGCUCAUGCUUCCAGAAGAGAUCUAUGUCAUAGUCCUGAAAAGAAGGAUUUUAUAAUGUAAAUAUUGCCAGAACAUAGAUAUUUUCCUUUAUAUUUUGUUUUCAAGACAAGGUGUUUACAUUAGCAUUGGGUUUUUAGAUGCUUUUUAAACAAAACAAAACAAAAAAAAAAAGAAAACCAAACCAAAAAACCCAAAACCCCGAGCUUGUCCCACUCGUGUCCCCCAGACCAGGUCCCUUUUUCCAGGCGUGGGUGCUGGGGUCAGCACCCUCCUGGCCGCGUGCCCCAUUCCCUGUGCACGCCUGGGCCCCUCGUGGGCGAUGCUGGGACCGAACCCAGCAGUUUGGGGCAGUUUCCCUUCAUGCUGUUUUUGCCAACGUUUCGCGUAGCUUUUCAGUUCGCUUGGUGUUUUUUGGGAGCGUUGAACAGUGUCCCAGUAAAUUCAGAGCAGCAAGCGAGGGCGUACGUAGGGACAUUUAUCACCCAGUCCAGUCUCUGUAGCGGUGGCAGGAGCCCCCAGCUCCAUCGCAUCCAGGGCACUUGAGCUCCUCAGGCUUCACCUCUGCGUUUAGGCAGGAAAAUUCGGGUGUCUGCAGGCAGAGGGCAGGCAGGAGAUGGAUGGCGGUGAGGGUCCGAGGUGUGUAAAUCACCUGGGUGCCUGCAGCCCCACACCUCUCGGGCUGGGAGCACGCACAAAAAAGCUCUUUGGGCAACAAAAGCAGUGCCUGGCCCUCCUCCCUCAGCAGCAGGGAUUCCUUUUUUGAUUAAAAAAGGAAGCAUUCAGACAGUCACUAGGCUGGGUGCAUGCACAGAAAGGUCUCAGCACGGUCCCUUCAGGCUCUGCUCCCUCGUGCUGGGUCCUGGCACCCGCGGGUUCGCCCUGUUGCAGAUGGGGCCGGGCUGUUUUUCUCCACAGACACCUGCAGACGUGGCUCUUUAGAUGUAAGGAACAGAAAGUCCUUUUUUUUUUUUGCAACUUUUCUUCUCUUGUUUGCUGCAAGUAUUGAGGUUUCACAGCCAGCCGAGGGUGCUCCUUGCAGGAGGAGUUCCUGAGCAACUUUCUACAUGAACAAUAUCUAAUAACUAGGAGAUAUUCGAUACUAGAAAACAUCCCCAAAUCAAAAGCAUUUAAUUUCGUGUUUACUUUUGUUCUUAAAUAUUGCUCCCCUGCUGUAAAGCUGCUGGUUAUUUUUGCUGUAAGGCCGCUGGCCAUCAAACACCAGGCUCUGUGCUGGGCUCUUGCCGCGUGCGUGUGGCUUCCCUUGCAAAACCUUGUCCCGAGCGCAAUCGUGCAGCGAGGAAGUUGCACAACUGCACGCUCCUCGCGGGGCAGGCUGCUCUUAGGAUGUCGGCGCAGUUAUGUGAUAUUUAAAAUACAUUUAUUUUUUUGUCUUCAGCGUGCCCUUUCAGGAUUUAUCCAUUAUAGCGGGUUUUUUAACAUAGGUGAGAAAAAAAAGCCAAUGGCCCUAGUGACAUUAAGGUGAGCUCUGGCUCCCAGGGCAGCAUUUUCCCAGGCUGUAGGCACCGGGACACGUUGCAAUGGGGUGCUCUCGGGGUCCCUUUUGCCUGGUUUUUGGGCUGCACGGGAGGAAAAUGCUGCUUCCACCCUUCGUUUUGAAGCCAUGCACACCUGCAGGUGAGAGCCAGCCGCCUUUCCUUUUAACGUGAUCAGGGAGACCUAGGGAAGUCGUUCAGUGCCCAGGUGACAAAUUGCCCUGCUCUUGCAGGGGCAGUUAUUUUCUCAGCGAGACCCCACACGCUGUCCUUGUGCUCCUUUCCCGGGGUCCGGGCAGUUCAAGGUGAGCAUCCCAGAGGUGUUUCCCGAGGCUCCUGCAGCACGAAUGUCACAUCAGGAGCCACAGCUUCACCUUUUUGCAGCAGAAACAUUUCCAAAUAGCCAGACUACCACGAGAAGGUGUUGUAUUUUUAAAUGACCUAAGAGGGUCAAACAUCUUUUACCGAAAAUGCCCUCAGAUGCAUGUUGUAAUUCUGUGUCUCAGACAAACCCGUCUCCGUUUGGCUUUUUUUCUUAGUAGAGCUGAUGGUGCUCCCCCCUGAACACGCAGCACCUAUUUCAGCUCGUGCUUGAGGAAGCCAGUUCUAUCCCCUGAAUAUGCAGUGAUUUUCCCCUAUUCUUUUGUUGUCAAAGGCGUCAUCUUUAUGUGAAAAUGUCUUUGUUAAAAAUCUUAAUUUUGAAGCUUACCGUGACUGAAAUACGUAAUUUCAUCACGUUGUACUUUCCCUGUAAGGAAUUACUGUCUCAAAGACUUCAUUUCAUAGCCAGAAUACUUACUCUUUUUUCUCACAAAUUUACAAGGAAAGCAAUUCUCGUAGAGCUAGGAAGUUUUAUGAUUUUUUUUUUAUGAUGUAUUUUAAUUCUCACUUCAUUGCAGAGCAGGAAAAAGGCCUGCAGAAAUAGCCCACACCUCCUGUACGAUCUCCCCUUGCAUUUCGGGAGGGACUGCCGGUAGUGCUGCUGGCAAUUUUCUUGAAAAUCGCAGGUGUUGGUGAGGCAAUGUUCCUCCAGGGUUUGCACAGAAGCAGGACUUCACUACAGGCCGAGCAGUAUGCGAGAAGAUACGGCAGGGUUUAACAGGUGCUUAGGAUAUUUAUUUCUCUGUUAUAUCUCUCUCUCCUUCUUGACAAGCAGCAAUUUUGGGGGGAAAUGCCACGCUGCGGUUCGGCCCUGUAAUCCAUGCAUGGUGUCUUUGAAACCCACUCCUUUCUCCCAGCUCCAUCCAGGAUGCUCUAAGGCUGAUGAAAUCGGCCAGGUGCUUUGGUGGCACAAAUCUUACCCAAAAUUGAGUCACAGUUUGAGAGAGGAAUCGCGUCAGGUCUCGGUUCACAGCUCCGGUUCUGCCCAGGACAAGGGAGGCUGGGCUGCGCCCCCGCUGCUGCAGCCCCUCGGGGCUCAAAGGGAGCCCCAGCAGCAAAUUGGGUUCCCCGGGGUAUCACCCUAUAUAAGCUAUAUCAUUUUAUGAAACCCCUCGUGUAUAAAAUGUUUAUAAAUAUUUGUGGAUUAAGAUACACAGGUCUAUUUUUAAGAUUUAAGUUAAAUAAGUUAAUGAAUGGCUGGCCUUUCUUGCCUAAACGUGCAAUGAGAUAUAUUAUACCUUUAGUCUACGAUGGCCUAGGUACUGCUUAGUCUGUGAUGAAAAACUUUGCUGCUUACCUAAUGUUCUCAGAGAAAAACUGUAAAGACGUACAGGUUUGUUGCACAUGGACUCCUGCAGCAAAGCUUUGUAUUUGACCACUGGUAAUAUGAAUGUGUUGUAUUGACUUGUUGAAGAUAAUCAUGAGACAACAUAUUUUAAAUGUUACUUGCCUUAUAGAUUAGGAUACGAAUAUGUGGAUAUCAUUUUUGUAAAUAAUGUUUUUUAUAAAUGUCUUUCCUCCAUUCUCCCUCUCACCCAUUUCACAAAAUCUUGAAUAUGCAAUUAUUUACCAUGCAUAAUACUGCAACAAAGAAUCCCCCACAUCAGAACAAAGUUUAUUAAUUCUAUACAUGAGAACCACAUCAAACGCCCACUUAAGUUGCGAUUUAAAUGUGAUUUUUUUUUUUUUCCUUGAAAAUAAAAACCAGAAAACACUA